Gadus morhua (Atlantic cod) is the source of this 2498-nucleotide messenger RNA. RefSeq names its product MAM domain-containing protein 2. The transcript has 15 exons. Gene Ontology annotation, cellular component: membrane. The coding region runs from base 277 to 2379 and encodes 700 amino acids. Lineage: Eukaryota; Metazoa; Chordata; Actinopteri; Gadiformes; Gadidae. The record is from RefSeq and is a predicted model, not a curated record.
CUCUCACAUCCCAGUCCACCUCCCCUCCUGAGUGUGUGCGGUGUGCCUGUGAUCGGCUGGAGGGGCACUCUGGACUGCGCUUUCUGGACAGUACUUCACCGUUUCCUCUCCAGGCUCUCUGAGGACACCGAGCUGCAGUAUCCUCUUUGUUCCGCAGAGAAGACGUUGAGGCUUGUGACUCAACUCUUACCUUCCCCGUCCUGCGGGAUCUCCCAGGGGGAACGCUACGAGCCAUUGCUUGUUUCCUUUUGAAUAUAUAGAAUUUAAAGAAGGACAAUGUUUUCACUACUCCUCUUCACCUUCGUGGCCUCGGUCUGUUCCCAGAGCAAGCUGCUACCCGGCUCCUGUGACUUUGAGUCCAGCACCUGUGGCUACACUCCAGACACACACUUCAGGAGCUGGACCCUCAACAAAGAUGGCCGCUUCGUGACGGUGGACAGCACCUCGGAGGGGGAGCACCAGGAGGCCCCAGAGGAGGGAGGCGUGGCGGCCCAGCGAGGGGAGGCCAGCGCCAGGGGGGUGCUGCUGAGCCCGGUCCUGGACCAGGAGGACUGGAGCUGCCUGAGGCUGGUGUACCAGAUCACCGGGGCGGGCGGCCUGGAGGUGCUGCUCCGCAGCGAGGGGAAGGGCUUCGACAGGCCCCUGUGGAGCAGCCAGGCCCCGUCCGACAGCUGGGUCAUCUCCAGCAUGGACCUGCCAAACACCACUGAGCCCUACAGGGUGGCCAUCGAUGGCAGUCCCGGGGAAUUGCAGGGCAGUAGCGUGGCAAUCUUUGAGAUCCACAUCAGUCCAGGAUAUUGCCUGGAGUGUAACUUUGAGGAGACCCACUUGUGUGGCUACAGAAACCAGUGGAACACCAACGUGAACUGGUACAUAGGAGGGGGGGUGGCUGUCCAGAGCGAUCUGCCAAGCGAUAACACAUACAGCAACAAAAUCGGCCACUUCAUGUACGUGGACUCCAUCUAUGCCAAGACCUUCAAGGAGGUGGCCAAGCUGGUGUCGCCCAUGACGACCGUGCCCAUGUCGGGCUGUCUGGGCUUCCAGUACCAGCGCGGGGAAAAGCCCGGGAACCGGUUUUCCGUGUACACCCGGGACCAGCUGGGCCAGUACCAGGAGGUGUGGAACGCCGCCUCGGAGAACCAGACCAACUGGGUUGCCGACCCCUCUGAGUGGAUCCCAGUGCAGGUGGACGUCAAGGCUCCGUACCCAGUACAGGUGGUCUUUGAAGUGGCGUUCAACAGUCAGCGCGGGGGUCGGGUCAAGGUCGAUGACAUCACCUUCUCCUCCGAAUUCUGCAGUGCAGACACUGAGCCGACCUUUGACCCUUCCAUUGCGAACUGCGACUUUGAGUCUGGGCUGUGCCACUACACCCAGGACACCAACCUGGGCUCGGCCUGGAAGAGGGUGGCCGUCAAGCCCAACCUGUUCAGGAACGGGGACCACACCACAGGGGCAGGAUCCUUCCUGCUGUCCCAGUCCAGAGUGACCCCUGGCUCCAGACCGGGAGCCCGUUUCAGCUACGUCAGUCGCCUGGUCAGCCCCCUACUCCCUGGGAACAUGAAGUACUGCCUGAGGGCCCAUUACUCUCUGAGAGGUUUCAGCCAGACGGAGCAGGCCCUGGUGGUGUACCUUCAGCAUCAGAGCAGCAAAAAGCAAGAGAAGGUCUGGACCCAGGGGGAGAGGUCCAAAGGCAUCUGGAUCGCCAAUGACAUCACCUUCCAGACCACACAGCCGUCCAAGCUGCUGUUUGUCAGCAUCUGCAGGAGUUUCUGGGACUGUGGCUCUGUGGCGUUGGACGACAUCAGCCUGAGCCUGGGAGACUGUGAGCUGAAGGCAGGGCUGUCCCUGUCCGUCCCCGGCCACUGUGACUUUGAGGCGGGCCUGUGUGGCUACACCCAGGACAAACGGGGGGACGCUGGCGACUGGAUGUGGAGGAGGGGGUCCACCCCGACCUCCUACACCGGCCCAAGAGGAGACCACACCACGGGACUGGGCUACUACAUGUACAUGGAGGCUUCCCCCAUGAUGCCGGGACAGGGCGUGAGGCUGCGUUCGAGGGCCCUGCGGGGGUCCCACCUCCCCAAGUGCCUGAGGUUCUUCUACCACAUGUACGGCUCGGGGGUCGGGGAGCUGCGCGUGCACCUGGCCCGGGACGGGGAGGACACGUUGCUAUGGAAACGCGCGGGGGAGCAGAGCGUGGCCUGGCUGCGGGCCGUCGUGGAGUACCACUCGGACUAUCAGCAUCAGAUCGUGUUCGAGGCCACCAGAGGUUCAUCAGUGAGAAGUGACAUCGCAAUUGACGACAUCGUCUUUGAGAACGGACCCUGCAAAGAAAUCGAGAUCCACGUGGCAAACGGAAGCUCAAACGAGAUCGAGUAGACUGGAGAGAGGAGACGAAGUCGGGGGAGAAAUGGAAACCUAGGGAUGCAUGAGCCUGAAGAGUUUUGCACAUGACGGACAAAUCAUUUUUUCUAGCUACUGACCCUUCUGGGUGACAA